Molecule: messenger RNA, 1830 nt
Organism: Candida albicans SC5314
Lineage: Eukaryota; Fungi; Ascomycota; Pichiomycetes; Serinales; Debaryomycetaceae
Gene: YKU80
Product: ATP-dependent DNA helicase
Exons: 1
Coding region: 1-1830 (609 amino acids)
Biological process (GO): double-strand break repair via nonhomologous end joining; cellular response to X-ray; cellular response to gamma radiation
Cellular component (GO): Ku70:Ku80 complex; nucleus
Molecular function (GO): double-stranded DNA binding; damaged DNA binding; telomeric repeat DNA binding
Source: RefSeq, a predicted model, not a curated record
AUGUCCAAGGAAUUUACAGUCUUUGUUGUUGAUGCAUCCAAAUAUAUGGGAAUAGCAGACCCAAAUGUCACGGAUUCAGAUUUUACGCGGGCACUGGGAUUUGUGAUUGACUUUUUCAACCAACAAUUGAUGAGAAACAGAAAGUCAGAUAGAUAUUGUUUAGUUGUUUACUCGGGAAGUACGAUCAAGGUAAUCUAUGAUAACACCCCGUUGUCAUUAGUACAAGUUAAAACAUACCGUUCUACCAUGAAUGAAGUCCAUGACAAUGAUACAGGCGAAGUUCACAAGUAUGAUUUGAUCCACGCUUUGUUACAAGGGCUAGAUCGGUUUAAAGUAAAUAGUCAUUAUAAAUUCACAAGAAAUAUUCGUCUUAUCACAAAUGGCGUACUUCCCAUGGGUAAAAAUAAAUCAAUCUCAGAAUAUGUGAACAUGGUUUCAAACCUUAAUAUAAACCUAACGUUUGUGUUAAUUGAUAAUGAACACAAUGAAUAUACUCAAAAGAGCUUACAAGAUCUUUCCAGAACCUUUAACAAUGCAAAUUUAGUGAGUUUUAAUGAACUUAUGAAUGCGGGUCCAGCUCUUCGGUUGAUUGCCCCAAGGUGUAGUACUGAGGGAUACUUGGGGUUUGGUGAACUUGGAAAUACUUCGGAAAUCAAAAAUAUGAUACAUUUAGAUAUCCAAGUGUAUCCAGCUAUUAAGGUACAAAGCCAAGUGCAUGGACACGAGUAUUACGUAGAUCCGAAACUGAAAGAAAGAUCAAAGAUUGAAAGAUCUACAUAUUAUUAUACACGGACAAAGGAUGACUUGGAUGAGGAAGAUGACGAUGAAGAGAGAGUAGAAAAAGGUGAUAUACUGGAUAGAACGAUUGUUCCUCGAGCGGAAUGUACUCCUGGUUUUAAGUAUUCGCAUCGUGAUAUACUAGCAUUAACUUCUGAAUUGACAGAAGUAGCCACUUUACCAACAUCCCCCAGUAUCAACAUAUUGGGAUUUAUGAAAAAGAACAACUUUGCUUACGCAUAUUUCACUGAAGAAGCAACAUAUGUGAUUCCUCAGCAGAAUGAUUCUGAGCGCAACAGGUUGACUUUUAAUUCCAUGGUUGCUACAAUGAUUGAAUUGGACUAUAUAGCUUUGGUGAGGUUCGUGCCGAAAUCAGACGACGAGGUCCAGGUUUGUGCAGCUUUCCCAAGAAAAGUUGCUCUUGGUAACCAAAUUGGCGAGGUUCUUUUAUUGGUCAGAAUUGCCAUGAAAGAAGAUGAGAAAAUUGGACGUUUCCCAGACUUAAGUGACACAGAUGAUAAUUCGGUCGACCAGUUGAUGGAAAGUUUUAUAUUGAGCAAGAAAUUACGUGAUGAGCAUUUUGUUGCUGACACCAUUGAUAAUCCAAUGGCUGGUCUCUUGAAUUCAGCACCCACUAGCGAACCUCCCAAUAAGAAUACCACUUUGGAUAAUUUAUUAUUGUCUUCAAAUCCGGCCACGAGAAGAUUUAAUUACUACUUUAGGAAAAUACUAGACAAGUCUCUACAGGAAGAAUCCUUGGAAAACUUUUUAGAAAAGGAUAGAUUUGUUGAAAGGUAUCUUUCAGUCGACGAGCCCCACACUUUGUUCAAUUUAGAUUCUAUAUUGGACACGAAAGAAGAUUUGUUAUAUACAGCGGAUCCUAAAAAAGCAGAUACGAUCACCAUUGAGUUGCAGAAGAAGCUAGAUGUCAAAUACAAAACUCAGCACAAGCUGGAAAAAAAGUCGAAGCCAUUUAUUGCAACUUCUAAACCACAACCUAACGAUGGGAAAUUUGGCGAGUAUUUUGAUAUAGAAGAUAUCUUGGAAAACUAA